UGUGGCUGGAGCUUUAGAAAGCAAGUAUUGGAGCAGCGGCAGGGCCCUCGUGAAGCAGGACCUUUUAGAGUUUGGAUUAAAGGUCUGAAGAUGACAACGGCAACACGGCAAGAAGUCCUGGGCCUCUACCGCAGGAUUUUCAGGCUCACGAGGAAAUGGCAGGCAGCAUCAGGGCAGAUGGAAGACACCAUUAAAGAAAAACAGUACAUAAUACACGAAGCCAGAACCCUGUUCCAGAAAAACAAAAAUCUUACAGACCCAGACUUGAUUAAACAGUGUAUAGAUGAGUGCACAGCCAGGAUUGAAAUUGGAUUGCAUUACCAGAUUCCUUAUCCAAGGCCAAUUCAUCUACCUCCAAUGGGCCUUACUCCACUGCGAGGUCGAGGACUUCAAAGCCAAGAGAAACUGAGGAAGCUUUCCAAACCAGUCUAUCUCAAGUCUCAUGAUGAAAUUUCCUAACCCAGGAAAAUGUUUAUUUCUGAGAAUAAUGAGCCAGCUAGGUCUUGACCAUAAAACAGAUGACAAAACCCUUUUCCUUGAUUAGGGGCAAAAAUUUCAAAUAUCUUCUAAAACUCUCUAUAAUAUUGGAACCCCAUUAGAACUUGCCCCAUGAUGUGCCUACGUGCCCCAAGCCUUUGCCAGGAUCUUGCUCCCUGAGUGGAUGAUACCAACCAAAGGAGCCCUGGACCUUAGCACUCUGACUGAAGUUCUGUUUUGAAAUAAGACUAAGGCCUCUGGAAGGGUGAAGGGUAAUAAAAGUUUUCAUGGAAAUUCUCUUAGCCACACCUGUCAGCCGAUUCAGAGAAAUUAGCCAAUUUCCAGAAAGUAUUUACGGUUACUGUGGAAUUCGUAUCACUCUCAAAGCAUUUUGUAUCCGCCGCCCCCCCCCCCCAAGUUACAGAUUUGCUUUAAAGUCGACUGUGUAUGUUCCUAUGCGUUUGCCCCCAACUUCAGAAAACUCUGAAAAGGUACUUGAUUGGAUUGAUCCUGGUUUUUCAUAGAAUUUUUCUAUGAGACCCACCCCAAAACAAAAGUGCAUGUUUUAGUCAAAUGCUUAUUUUUUAUCUAAUGUUAUAGUCUGUGAUUACUUUGGAUGUUGAUCUGGAAAGCACCUAAAACUCACAUUCUUUCAUCAGGGGUUUUGAUUGAAAAGUACAAGGCCAGGCUUGUUUUCAAAUUACAUUUAAACCUAAAGCGGAAAGUUAAAGACCCAAACUCAAAGGAUGGGGGUUCUCUAAAGGAGCCUCUAUAAAACAACUCUGGUGGUGUAUUGGGUUACAAGUUUGGCUGCUAACUGCAAAGCCAGCAGUUUGAAUCCAUCAUCUACUCUGUGG
Molecule: messenger RNA, 1334 nt
Organism: Echinops telfairi (small Madagascar hedgehog)
Lineage: Eukaryota; Metazoa; Chordata; Mammalia; Afrosoricida; Tenrecidae
Gene: LYRM1
Product: LYR motif containing 1
Exons: 4
Coding region: 91-459 (122 amino acids)
Cellular component (GO): mitochondrion
Source: RefSeq, a predicted model, not a curated record